GAUACAGAAAAUAAAACCAUUUUCAACAUAGUUGGAGUCGCUCUGAGCACAUUCUCGAAGCACUUCGGAAAUUUGUCCUUGUAUCAGAAGCAAGCCGGCGUUACCCUCCACCGAACCGGCCGUAAAACGCCGUCGGAGUUUUUCGUCGGACGCUAGAAACGGGAACAUCUGGUGAUAAUAAAGAUGUUGACACCAAUGCAAAAUAUUGUUGGCAUUUCACCUCUGUUAAUACCACCACCAGUUAGUAGUACAAGGCAGACUCAAGCACAUCUUAAGUAUUCCAGACCGGACAUUGUUGCGAUGAGACGCUUACCAUAUAACAUAAAAAUAGGGCAGCUUCAGACUUCAGCUUUUCAAAGUAUAUCACCUCGAUUAAAAUGCGAUUCUGCUAGGAAUGUUGCAUGUGCUGCUGCUGCUGCUGCUGCUGCAACCCAAACUGUAACCCGCGAUGCUCGCACAAUUACUGUUACUCCUGACAAAAAGAUUAGACUUGAUGACAAUGGGCCUGGAUUGCCACCUCGCGACGAUGAUGGAAACGGUGGUAAUGGAGGAGGUGGUGGUGGUAAUUUUUCUGGUGGACUAGUGCUUUUGGGUAUUCUUGGUGUCCUAGACAUUCUUAAAGACAUUGAGGGUGAAAUUCAACGCAAAGUCAAAGAUACCAGAUUUGAUCAAGCUUGAUAAUGGCAGUGAAAUUACUUGAUAGCAUAUAUACAUUUUACCAAAAAAAUGGACAGUUAAACUUAGUUAUCGAUUCAGCUUAUGACAAAAGGUGUGAUGUAUGGUUUUAAAUAAUGAGAUGUGUAAAAAAACAAAUGCCUGUUCGUUAUCCUAAAUAUUAUUAACUUACAAUCAUGGAAUUCGAUCAUCAUAUUAUAAAUGAGUUCAUAAUCUUAGCCCACUCCAGUCCCAUUUUGGGUGGAGCAAAUCUACUCAUACCUAUAGUGAAAUUUUGUAUUUGUUGUAUUGGGGUCGGAACCUCAUAAAAUUGUAACACAGGCAUCUGAUAUUGGAUAAGCACAUCAUACAAGCGUUCAGUUUUC
Messenger RNA from Medicago truncatula (barrel medic), 1040 nucleotides. Its product is annotated as protein YELLOW LEAF 1, choloroplastic. NCBI's taxonomy places the organism in Eukaryota, Viridiplantae, Streptophyta, Magnoliopsida, Fabales, Fabaceae. Gene Ontology annotation, cellular component: chloroplast. The transcript is spliced from 5 exons. The record is from RefSeq and is a predicted model, not a curated record. The coding region runs from base 184 to 678 and encodes 164 amino acids. Gene Ontology annotation, biological process: chloroplast organization; thylakoid membrane organization.